Messenger RNA from Laccaria bicolor S238N-H82, 1191 nucleotides. RefSeq lists its product as uncharacterized. NCBI's taxonomy places the organism in Eukaryota, Fungi, Basidiomycota, Agaricomycetes, Agaricales, Hydnangiaceae. The record is from RefSeq and is a predicted model, not a curated record. The coding region runs from base 1 to 1191 and encodes 396 amino acids. The transcript has 7 exons.
AUGUUUAACGACGUCCCCUCACGUUCUCAAAUUCUAUCAUACACCUUCGUCGACAGUUGCGUCACCAUAGCUGGUGUAACGAUCAUAGCGUAUGAUUAUCUUUGCACCUUGAAAGAAGAGGUCUCUGUUCCAGUUCAUUCGAAAGGUUCCAAAUCUAAUCUGCGUGCACAACAGACGUGCUUCAGGCUCUAUGGAGUAACACUGUCUUCGAUUUCUGUCGGUUUUCUGUCUGCGCAAAGCAUACUCCAAAGCUGUGCAGAUGCCUGUGCAGCACACAAUCUCUGCCUCGCUUCCAUUAUUCAAGAAAAGUCGAUAGAGGAACAUACCCCCUUAUACUGGGCCAUUGUGAAAUGGGUCCCAGAUGAGGCCACCGACGAGGAUACCCAGAUACCCGACCUUCUCACCGCGUUGCUCUUCCAUUCAACACCACUCACGCGAGAGACUAUAUCCGAUGUACGAAUGGCCUGCCUUAUUACGUCUGACCAGGCGUUAUCCCAGCGGUUGAGGAUGUUGCCAGAGUUCUUGAAGAUAUCAGGAAGGGAUGAGAUGCUGCUAGGAGCGACGCUACCGAUGGAUGAUAUCGUUGUUGAGGAUAUGGCGGGAGACGAGGGCGCGUUCGCUGUGAACUUUGAGAUCCCGCAGUUUCAGAAGAGGAUGAUGGUUUCAAAAGAGAUCGUGUUGGAAUUUAUUGCGCGAAGUCGCAUGUGGAAACUAGAAUUCUCGAUGGCCAAUGGCGGUCAACACACUGACCCUCGAACCGGGUCAUGGUGCAUUUCCCUCUCUCUGCUCGAGAAUUGUCCACCGUGCUGGAUAGACUCUUGCCUGCUUGUCCAAGAACCAGACACGACACCCCCAAUACCAUCACCAGACACAAAGUCACCUACGUCCCCCAAGCGCUCCCCUUCUUCUCCGUUCGUCUUUGGUUCAGGCCGUUCUAAAGCGAAACCCACCAUCUCCGUACGCCUGAAGUCAAUUCAGCAGCUGUUCGCACACCAGGCUCAGUCGAAGGUCGUGGUUUCGUUGGAAGACAGCCUGAUGGGCGCUAGCUUGGAAUACGCGUACGCAUCUAUUCAAUGCGGUUCUGAUGCUUUCUGUUACAGGGGAAGCUCGUACAUCGCUGCUGACGAGAAACUUCGCGCGCGCUUGGGGGCGAGACUUUGCAAACCAGAAGGAGAAUGCAUCAUAUGUUAA